Messenger RNA from Peromyscus californicus insignis, 2971 nucleotides. RefSeq names its product VPS26 endosomal protein sorting factor C (gene Vps26c). The coding region runs from base 235 to 1002 and encodes 255 amino acids. Gene Ontology annotation, biological process: intracellular protein transport. The transcript has 8 exons. The record is from RefSeq and is a predicted model, not a curated record. Lineage: Eukaryota; Metazoa; Chordata; Mammalia; Rodentia; Cricetidae. Gene Ontology annotation, cellular component: endosome.
UGCGAGGGCCCGGGGGCGGGCGCCUCCGAAUGUCAGGAAACGGACGUCGCUACCGGGAAGGAGGAAGCCGCUGACAGGCGGGGACACACUCCUGCUGUCGCUUCCGGAAACCCACCUCCACCGCGCAGCCCUCCGCGCAUAGCCUGACGGGAAAGCAGCCUUCCGGAAGUGCUCUCUGGUGUGGUGGUCAUCUCUAGCAAGGACUCUGUCCAACAUCAGGGAGUGUCUUUGACAAUGGAAGGAACUGUCAACCUCCAGCUGAGUGCCAAAAGUGUGGGUGUGUUCGAAGCCUUCUACAACUCCGUGAAGCCGAUCCAGAUUCUCAACAGCACCAUAGACGUGCUGAAGCCAGGGAAGCUCCCCAGUGGCAAGACUGAGAUUCCCUUUGAGUUUCCUCUGCAUGUCAAGGGCAGCAAAGUCCUGUAUGAGACCUACCACGGCGUGUUUGUGAACAUUCAGUACACACUGCGCUGUGACAUGCGGCGGUCCCUGUUGGCCAAGGACCUGACCAAGACCUGCGAAUUCAUCGUUCACUCUGCGCCUCAGAAGGGGAAGCUGACUCCAAGUCCCGUUGACUUCACGAUCACUCCGGAAACCUUGCAGAACGUCAAAGAGAGGGCCUCACUUCCCAAAUUCCUCAUCAGAGGACAUCUCAACUCCACCAACUGUGCAAUCACGCAGCCCCUGACAGGAGAGCUGGUGGUGGAGCAUUCGGAUGCUGCCAUCCGGAGCAUAGAGCUUCAGCUGGUGCGGGUGGAGACCUGUGGGUGUGCAGAAGGCUACGCACGUGAUGCCACAGAAAUUCAGAAUAUUCAAAUCGCUGAUGGGGACAUUUGUAGAAACCUUUCUGUCCCUCUGUACAUGGUCUUUCCCAGACUGUUCACCUGCCCAACCCUGGAGACCACUAACUUCAAAGUGGAGUUUGAGGUUAAUGUGGUGGUCCUUCUUCAUGCUGAUCACCUCAUCACGGAGAAUUUCCCGCUGAAGCUCUGCCGGACCUAGUCCAGUCAUCUGCUCACACAUGGACGUCUAUCCGAUCAUGUGCUCACACGUGGACGUCUAUCCGAUCAUCUGCUUACAUGUGGACAUCUAUCCGAUCAUGUGCUCACACAUGGACGUCUAUCCGGUCAUCUGCUCACACAUGGACGUCUAUCCGGUCAUCUGCUCACACAUGGACAUCUAUCCGGUCAUCUGCUCACACAUGGACGUCUAUCCGAUCAUGUGCUCACACAUGGACGUCUAUCCGGUCAUCUGCUCACACAUGGACGUCUAUCCGGUCAUCUGCUCACACAUGGACGUCUAUCUGGUCAUCUGCUCACACAUGGACGUCUAUCUGGUCAUCUGCUCACACGUGGACGUCUAUCCGAUCAUCUGCUCACACGUGGACGUCUAUCCGGUCAUCUGCUCACACGUGGACAUCUAUCCAGUCAUCUGCUCACACAUGGACGUCUAUCCAGUCAUCUGCUCAUACAUGGACAUCUAUCCGGUCAUCUGCUCACACAUGGACGUCUGUCCAGUCAUCUGCUCACACAUAGACGUCUAUCCGGUCAUCUGCUCACACAUGGACGUCUAUCCGAUCAUGUGCUCACACGUGGACAUCUAUCCAGUCAUCUGCUCACACGUGGACGUCUAUCCAAUCAUCUGCUCACACGUGGACAUCUAUCCAGUCAUCUGCUCACACAUGGACGUCUAUCCGAUUAUCUGCUCACAUGUGGACAUCUAUCUGAUCAUGUGCUCACACGUGGACAUCUAUCCAGUCAUCUGCUCACACAUGGACGUCUAUCUGAUCAUCUGCUCACAUGUGGAUGUCACACGAGUCAUCUACUUGGACACCAUCCCUGGCAGCAUAUAUUUUCAUGAUUUCUCCUCAUUGCCUCAAAGCUUGCUUCCUUCAGGUGCCUUGCCUCAGCCCUCUCCUCUGGAAUGCAACAGGAUUUCCUCAUGUGUAUUGCGAGGUCACGGAAAUCUUCCCGACAGCUCCAGAUGUGCCUGCUUCUUUAGGUUCAGUAAAGCAGUGGUGUCUGCAGGUGAGAGGUGCUGGCCAGUGAGACCAGGGAGCAGAAGGAAUCCCUCUCCAGCUUGCCCAGACUCCUGACAGCGAAGGGCUGGCAACCGGGAGGCUCAUAGAUUGAAUCUGUGAUGCCCUCCAAGGAGACAGUGACUGCCCCUGGAAAUGUGGAGCUUUUUCAAAACCUCUUGAGCUCUUGAUAAUGUUUCACUAGAACUUCACAUUUUUUUAGGGAACUAGGAAAAAACAACAAAUAGCCCUUGUUCUCACAGGCGUGAGGGAAUCUGUGGCUGGUGGCUGGUGCUGGAGUUUUUGUGGUCUGUCGAGCUGGCAUGCAUACUUGAUGCUGCCAUAUUCCAGGACAUACUGAAAGGCAGGGUGGUUGCAGAAGGGGGAGAAUGCAUAUUGGCUGCUCCUUACUAGAUGAUUUUUGAGUGACCAGAGACAAUGCUGAGGAAGGAUGAUGGACGUGGCCUGUCCCUGACCCUGAGGGACCUGUGCUUUGAGCAGGGGUUUGGCCUGCAGUCCUUUCCCUCAGCCUCACUGUGGGUCAGACCGUGUGGAGACAGUUGUAAUCUUGCUGCUGGUCAGGUGGACCACAGUUAGUGAGCACUCUGCACUGGCCUGCCUUCACAGCUCCGGGGGGCAGGCCUAGGCAAGGCAGGCCCUGAGUGGCAGCCUCCUGCACUGCCCAUUCCUGUGACCGCUGAUGGGCACUGGGGCUCCCCAGGGAAACUGAGGAGACCAGCCGAGUCACCUGACAGUGGGUUCCCAGACAAUGUGUUUUUGAUUUGUCAAUUUUUUAUGCUUAUGUCACAAUACUUAUCUAUCCUUGAUGUAUUUAAACAAAGUCAAGUCACCAAAAAUGGAGGCUGUACUUUCUGAUCAGUUUGUAAGGAAAAGUCAUCUUUAAUGACAAUUUUUUUUAACAAAUAAAGAAUGCUAAACAGCUUUUUAAAGUGG